CGGUCAAAAGUAAGCAAACAAAAGUUGGUUGUCCUAUAGUCCACGGCCCACAACAAGUAGCCAAGUAAAAUAUACGAAUUGCUAUGAUUUAACUUUUACUUGGAGAGUAGAAAUGGAUGAAAUUACAGAUGAAAUUGAUAGAGUUGUUAAUGUACUAAAUGUAUUGAAGUCGAGAUACUUUUUAUUACGUGCUAAAUAUGAUGUUGAGCUCAAUUCUAAAAUAAUAUAUCCAACUAAAGAUAUUCACUCAGAAUAUCAAUAUGCGUCAAAAGACUUGCAAUCAUUUAUCAUGUUGGAACUACAUCUCUUAGAUUAUGCUUGUACUUAUGGACUAUAUUCAAUGAAUAUGUACGCGACACGUUCAAGAACCAACUUGAUAGAAAACGAAAAAGAUCCUCAUUUUUUAAAACUUUUAAAAGAAAAGCUUCGAAGUAUAAUCGAGACUAAUCAUGAAAUUCAAGAUAUUUCUGUGGACUCUUAUUUAGUUUUUUCUACUUACGUGAAUUCAUUUCUGGUGCGUGCAAACAUUUUAAGAGGAAUACAAUUUUCAGACACACCAUCAAUUAACAUGGCUCAGACAAACUCUGAAAGGAAAAAAAAGAAACUUUUGAAAAAAAUUUCAAAAAUUAACUUGAUGGCCAACAUUAUUCAGUUUAUCGUAGCUGAUAAUAUAAUGGAUUAUAGAACAGAAGAAGGUCAAAUCGCAUUAAACAUAUCACUGAAGUACAGGACGCCAAGAUCGUUGGAAUACUAUACAAAUAAAGUCAAUUCAAAACAAGUAUCCUAAUUUACGUAGUGUAGAAGUGUAAUUAUAAAUAUUUUAUUCCUUUUUUACUUUUAAUUUUUUUAUUGUUUAUUUCUAUAAAUAUGUAAAAUGUAAAAUUUAUACACAAAGUUAUGUACAAUGUAUAUACAUUUGGUUGUUUACGUAUUUCGAAAUAAUGUAUUUUUAUAUGAAUCAAUUACAUUUGAAGUAAUUAUGAACUAUUAUAGUGUAUGAUAUAACCCAUCAUUUUUUAUA
Molecule: messenger RNA, 1021 nt
Organism: Adelges cooleyi (spruce gall adelgid)
Lineage: Eukaryota; Metazoa; Arthropoda; Insecta; Hemiptera; Adelgidae
Exons: 4
Coding region: 113-787 (224 amino acids)
Source: RefSeq, a predicted model, not a curated record